Molecule: messenger RNA, 2892 nt
Organism: Pseudophryne corroboree (corroboree frog)
Lineage: Eukaryota; Metazoa; Chordata; Amphibia; Anura; Myobatrachidae
Gene: TSPAN32
Product: tetraspanin 32
Exons: 8
Coding region: 148-933 (261 amino acids)
Cellular component (GO): membrane
Source: RefSeq, a predicted model, not a curated record
GGAAGGAGUUAGUGAGUGUGCUUAAUGUGUUUAACACAUUGCAGUUUCACUCAGUUGUAGCAUGUGUGUUACUGCCAGUAAGCGUCAUUUAUUGCAUCCUCAAACUGCGCCAGUGUGCCCAGAGUGUGUGGCACUGAAGGAACAAGAAUGGAACAUAAGGUCUGGGUUCGAGUCACUAGAUGCCAGCUCCUUGUCAACUGCCUCUUCAUUCUGCUCCUGGCAGUAGCCUGCUGCAUUAUGACAGUAAUAACGGGGUUGGGCUCUCAAUUUACCAUACUGACAGGUGCUUCCCCCUCCGGCAGCGUGGUCAGAGACCUACACCAUACCAUGGUCCUGUACGGUAGUGGUGUCUGCGCCUUACUCCUUCUCACUGUCCUCCUCAGCACCCUCUCUGUUCUGCGAGAGUCUCAGCACCUCAUGGCAAUCGCAUUCAUUGGGUUUGGCUUCCUGUUCUGUACGCUCAUGGCUGGACUGACCUGGACACAAGUGUGUGAGAGCCAGGUUGAGGCCUCUUUCCUAGAUGUGUAUGAUCAUCUGUAUGAGCAAGUCCUUAGGAGGUCUCCUGGAGAAGUGAGGGAUCACCUGCUGCUUGCACAUGACAUAUUUCAGUGCUGUGGGAAGACCGGAGGACACCAGAAAGUGUCUCCUACCAACAGUCUGUGUGAGAAUGCAGCAGACCAACAGGACUGUAUAUCAGUAAUCUCUGGUAUCCUUCAAAUACACUGGCAUUGGGUUAGAGCUUCCCUGUUCCUGUCACUCGGAUUCACGGUAUAUGGCAUGGUGCUUUCCUCUUUCCUUUUCUUCUCUCUACCAAGAGGAAACGUAUGGGACCGAAGAGGAGAAUACAGCCUAAGCAAUGCCUUAGUGUGCCGUUCAGAUGCCAAACCCAUUACUCCUCUUAUUCAGCUGUUGCCAUACCGAUCUGCACAGUAACUUCCUGUGUUAUACCACACACAGGGACAGCACACAUUGCUUUGUAAUGCAUUUCAGAUGUAACUAUUACCACAUUGUUAUGAGACAAUAAUGUAUUUAAGAGAUCAUUCAAAUAGGAUCCUAUUGUUUAAUGACAGGGGGGGGGGGGGGGGAAUCUUACUUCCCCUCUAAAACAAUUUCACGGUAUUUCCAAUGACACAGUUAUGGAAAUCCAGAUGAUUCCAGCACAGCGACAUUGGUACUUGUCGUACUGUGAAAGUUUUGAGUUUCUCUUUUUAUAAAAUAGUUUUAGAUUUUCUUUUAUUAUUCCAGAAAUUGAAACCUUUCGUAUUUAUCUCCUGUGUAAAAAUAUAUAUUUGCAUAUAAUGGUUUCUGCAGAAGAUCACAGAGCAACAGGUUUAAAAUUACUCAGUGAUAAGAAUGUGUCAAAUGGAAAUAUUUGAGAAGAAGCAUUGAUGAUACAGUGUUAAUGUAAUAGAUAUUGGGGCCUAUUCAUCAUCGAGGGCUUAAGUAUCCAACUCGUGGCGGGUGAUACUUAUCACCAGAGCAAUUCAGCAUUGCCCUGGUGUGGGAACGGUUCCGGUAUGAAUGGUCGACCAUGUUAUGGUCGACAGUCAUUAGGUCGACCACUAUUGGUCGACAUUGACAUGGUCGACAUGGACACAUGGUCGACACAUGAAAAAUGGUCGACACAUGAAAGGUCGACACAUAAAAAGGUCGACAUGAGUUUUUUUACUUUUUUGGGUGUCGUUUUUUGCGUAAAGUGACUGGGAAUCCCAAUUAGUGCACCGCGUCCCCUCGCAUGGCUCGCUUCGCUCGCCAUGCUUCGGGCAUGGUGCCUUCGCUCCGUAGUCCACUUGGAUCGUAAAGUAUGGAAAAGUUCCCCAAAAGAAAAAAAAGUUAAAAAACUCAUGUCGACCUUUUCAUGUGUCGACCUUUCAUGUGUUGACUAUUUUCAUGUGUCGACCAUGUGUCCAUGUCGACCAUGUCAAUGUCGACCAAUAGUGGUCGACCUAAUGACUGUCGACCAUAACAUGGUCGACCAUGUGAACGGAUACCCGUGGGAACACCUACUCUAGUAGUAGCAUUACUUACCUUUCCCAUUGUGGGCUUUUGUGCUAGUGUAACCUGAGGUCAAGCAUGUGGAGCCCUGCAGAAAACAGGGUUGCAAAGAGGGAUCCGAUUGGAUCCCAUCAUCUCUCUGCUACAUUCUUUUUGUGUGCGUUGCAGCUGUGCGCGCGCCUAAACUUAGGGAUCGCAGGAACAGCUUAUUUUGAGAUCAGCUGUCCCCACACUAGAGCAAUACUAAAUUGCUUCAGUAGUUAAGUAGGCACAACUUACUUAAAUAUCAAGGGCCAACAGACCCCUGAUAAUGAAUAUGCCCCAAAGGGAAUAUCUAGUAAAGGCUGUUUUGCCAAUCAUAAUUGCUGUAACUUACCUGAAAAUUUAGAAAUCUUUAGCAAUUUCCAUUGAUCUCAAAAAGUGGAUUUACUAGGGAAACUUCAAUAGGGGUUCACUGUGUGCACUUCAUGCAGGAACCCCAUUGAAAUUAAUGUAUGUAUUGAAAUGAAUGGGAAAGUCUCUGUCUAUACAGUUUUCCAUUACUAUCCAAAAGGGCUUCUUAAUCCAAACACUCACACAUUUGAAAAUUAUGCUGGAGUUAUUUUAUGGUUUCCAAAUGAUUCUGCAUUUCUUUGCUUCUUGCUAUGCCUGUUGUCCCUUGCUACACCUGGUACCCCCAGCAAUGUUCAUUAUCCUUUUAUAAUCUAUAGACGUUUGGAACCCUUUAAUGGGGUGGUCAAUUGAUUUAUUCAUGUUGUGUGAUAAAGCAGGGAAUAAGUCAGAUUGACAGCUUUUGGUGGCCCCUAGCCCUCCAAUUUCCCACCACUGAUCUAAGAAGGUUCUCGGUGUAUGACAUUUGCACACAGACACAAUAAAAGCAUUUAAUUACUUACUAUU